CCCUCUUACCCCUUUUGCUAUAUAUCUCAGUAGCUGCAUCUGCUACGAUCUUCUUGAUUUUUAGCCCCGUCUCUCUCUUUGCUUGAGGAACAGUGAGCCACUGCGAGAGAGAGAGAGAGAGAGAGAGAGAGAGAGAGAGGAGGAGCGGUGAGGCCGAGCGAAGAGGAGGAUUUAUGUUGGUGGGUUUUGGAUUGGCAGUGAUUGGGUCUCUGUUGCGGCUCUGGGUCGCGUCCGUUUCGUCUUCUCUUUCGCAAUCACCGUCUUCUCUGGCAUCUGCUCCUUGCUCUUCCGCGUCCGGUGCUCUCUGCUUCAUGCUGAGGUCAAAUCUGGGUUCUUCGUCUGCUUCGAUGCGUUUGAGGCCAAAAAGGACUUGUUCUGGCGUCGAGUGCUUUGGGGGUUUUCACAUAAAGCGAUUUUCCAAUCUCUUCCUGUUCUUGAGAGGGGGUCUUACCUGAAAUCGUCUCUUGCUCUCGCACCGAUUUGCCCACUUCUUGGCCCUUUUCAGUUCUUUAUAAUUUUCUCUUGAGGAUAUUUAAUUUGCGUUUGAGGGCAUCGUUGAGGGGGGGUUUUUGGUGAGGGUUUUGCGGUCACAGAAGAAUGCCAGAGCCUGUGAUUCAGCCUCUAGACCACAAGAGUCUCUUCAAGAAACCGAAGAAGACGAUGCCAAGGUUCAGCGCAGACUCCAAGAUGGUGAGGAAGGUCCGGGUUUUCUGUAAAGAUCCUGAAGCGACGGACGAUUCGUCAAGCGAAGACGAAUCGAACUACCAGAAAGGUGAUGCCAAGCUUUUCGUUCGAGAAAUCAAUCUCCCCAUCUUCUCUUCCCACCGUGCCGGUGACCUUCAAACUGAGAGCUCUUGCCAGGACAGCAACAACGGCUUCAAAAACCCCGAAAAGAGGAAGAGGGUCUCGCCGACAGCCGAGGCGGGCACGAAGAGAAGGCCAUCUAAUUCGCCUUACAAGGGCGUCCGGCAGAGAAAGUGGGGGAGCUGGGCUGCCGAGAUUCGUGACCCGUUUCACCGGGGGUCCCGGAUUUGGCUUGGAACAUACAAGACGCCCGAGGAAGCUGCGGAGGCCUACGAGAACAAGAGGCUUGAAUUCGAGGCUCUGGCAGCAGCUGGUUCGGCUGCUAAGGUGGAAGACGCAUCCUUCUCGCACUCGCACAACAGGCCAUCCACUUCUGAGGACUCAGAGAGCGUCCUGUCGCACACUUCUCCGGCUUCGGUCCUCGAUCUGGACACUUCCGCAUCUAACUCGACCAAAGAAGCCAUUGCUGAUGCCAAUGAGGAGAUCUUGGAGAAACCCUGCUUGGAACUCGUGGAGGAGGAGCCAUUGUUGUUGCUGGAUGAUGAAGCUGUCAAGGAUCUUGACCUCGGGAAGGAGUUUGAAUCGCUGUUCAACGAAGACUUCGGGGGUCUCAUGAAUGAUUUCUUCGACUUUGAUGAUAUACCCUUGUUCGGAUUCGACGAGAACCAGUCGAGCGAGCUCCCGGAUUUCGAUUUCGAGCUCGAGAAUGAUGACUUUGGCCAUUGGAUUGAGGAGCCACCACCCCUUAAUAUUGCAUGCCCAUAAGUUUUGCAGCUAUAGAAGUAUUACUAGUAGUAUUAGUAGUAGUAGUAUUGUCAAUGAAGCAUAUUAUCUAUUUUAUUAGCGAGUACAGUCUCGAGAACUGGGAAUUGAGUUCUUGAGAGAGUGGUUUUGUCAUUGGGAGUUCAAUUUAUUCGUUUGUAACUAGAGAGAUGGUGUGUGAGUAGGGAUUGAUUGAGUUGGGGGAGAAUCCUUUUUGGGUUUUCUUGUGCUAUUUGAGCCGUCCAAAAGGGGUUUAUUCAUUUUCUUCCCUUGAGAGUGUGUUCUGCAAUGUCCUGAGAUCUGAGAGAAGACGACUCAAUCUCCUACUCGCACACGUUCUGUUUUGCUCUCUAUAUUUAUUGUCCGAUCAUGGGUAAUUUGAGAUGGAAAAACUUUUGUUUGGUUAA
Molecule: messenger RNA, 1973 nt
Organism: Syzygium oleosum
Lineage: Eukaryota; Viridiplantae; Streptophyta; Magnoliopsida; Myrtales; Myrtaceae
Product: ethylene-responsive transcription factor ERF119-like
Exons: 2
Coding region: 598-1569 (323 amino acids)
Biological process (GO): regulation of DNA-templated transcription
Molecular function (GO): DNA-binding transcription factor activity; DNA binding
Source: RefSeq, a predicted model, not a curated record